AUGGACUUCCAAUCGAUGAUGCAGCAGGCCCGUAUGGGCGGAGGCGGAGGGGGCGGGGCUCCUGGCGACCAGCCCCAGAACGACAACGCAGAGAUGGUCUACAUCAGCAGCCUGGCGCUUCUCAAGAUGCUCAAGCACGGCCGAGCCGGUGUGCCGAUGGAGGUCAUGGGGCUCAUGCUCGGCUCGUUUAUCGACGACUACACCGUGUCGGUGAUUGACGUGUUUGCCAUGCCCCAGUCCGGCACGGGAGUCAGCGUCGAGGCCGUCGAUCCCGUCUUCCAGACAAAGAUGCUCGACAUGCUCAAGCAAACUGGAAGGCCCGAGAUGGUCGUCGGCUGGUACCACUCGCACCCCGGUUUCGGGUGCUGGCUUUCGAGCGUCGACAUCAACACACAGCAGUCCUUUGAGCAGCUCAACUCCCGUGCGGUCGCCGUCGUCGUCGACCCGAUCCAGUCGGUCAAGGGAAAGGUGGUCAUUGACGCCUUCCGGCUGAUCAACCCGUCGACUGUGAUGCUGGGACAAGAGGCGCGGCAGACGACGUCCAACAUCGGCCAUCUCAACAAGCCCUCGAUCCAGUCGCUCAUCCACGGCCUCAACCGCCACUACUACUCGAUCGCCAUCGGCUACCGAAAGACUGAGCUCGAGCAGAGCAUGCUCAACAACCUCCACAAGCGCAACUGGACCGAAGGGCUCCGGCUGCGCGACUUUGGCGAACACAAGGAGAACAACCAGAAGGCGAUCGAGCGUAUGCUGGCGCUGUCGGAAGCGUACAACAAGUCGGUCGAGGAAGAGUCGACGCUGACGGCAGAGCAGCUCAAGACGCGGCAUGUCGGCAAGCAAGAUCCCAAGCGACACCUCGAAGAUGCCGUGGAGCAGUCGAUGGGAGACCAGAUUGUCCAGAGCCUGGGCACAAUGCUACUGGCGGAGCUCUGA
This is a messenger RNA of Pseudozyma flocculosa PF-1, 933 nucleotides long. RefSeq lists its product as uncharacterized. The transcript is spliced from 7 exons. The record is from RefSeq and is a predicted model, not a curated record. Gene Ontology annotation, cellular component: proteasome regulatory particle, lid subcomplex. Gene Ontology annotation, biological process: proteasome-mediated ubiquitin-dependent protein catabolic process; protein deubiquitination. Gene Ontology annotation, molecular function: protein binding; metallopeptidase activity; proteasome binding. NCBI's taxonomy places the organism in Eukaryota, Fungi, Basidiomycota, Ustilaginomycetes, Ustilaginales, Ustilaginaceae. Bases 1 to 933 code for a protein of 310 amino acids.